AUGCCUACUAAACGUGCAAGGAAAAAUCCAUCGGUGGCACAGAAACCGCCUUCCCCUCCGCUGUCCGAGAAGAAUGCCGUCAUCACGCAAGAUAUCCCAGAGGAAGAGGGAGCAAAGCGAGAAUCUACCCUUCGAGAUGAGUCGUACACACCUGAGCUAUUCGACGAAGACGAGGAGAUGCCCGAAGAAACGGAGAAUACUAUCGACCCCGACACUGGGAAAGCAGCCAAAAGAACGGCGGAAUACGCACUAGGAGGGGGAGGGUACAACGCACUCAAGUCGUACAAAGGACAGAUGUACUCCGGAAUGGCUGUUGGAGGAUCGCACACCUGGACAUACGACCAAGGGACGUGGAAGGAAACCAAGGAAGAACCCGAUCUCUGGAGAAUCGACUACCAGACGAACAAAAGACGAGCGAGGAAAGCGCCUACAGGGAGUGGUGCGCCAGUGGGAACCGAGUAUCACUGGCUGAUUGUAGGCCAUCAGCAUGUGAAGAAAAUCGAUGCCAAUACGUACGAGACGCACCUCACAGGCUCGAAGUAUAAACUGGCGUACAAGUCCGCGUCAUCGAACGCUUGGUCGAUUCCGACAGUCAAGAAGCAACGGGAGCGGGAAGUCGAAUUGCUGGAUGACGCCAAACAACGCGUCCAGGGACUGCCGCCUGUGCUGGCAUCAGAGAAGGUCAAGGUUGAGAAACGCGAAAAGGGCCAGCAAAGACUCGACAGCAUGUUUGGAAAGGCUGCAGGCGUAAAACGAAAGGCGGAUGAAAAUGCCUGA
Molecule: messenger RNA, 777 nt
Organism: Aspergillus niger
Lineage: Eukaryota; Fungi; Ascomycota; Eurotiomycetes; Eurotiales; Aspergillaceae
Exons: 2
Coding region: 1-777 (258 amino acids)
Source: RefSeq, a predicted model, not a curated record